AUGUCGCUCGGCAAGGUGGACGAUGUCUUCUGCGACUCCUCGAGAUCGGUAGAUCGACUCCGACAACACUAUCUAGCCAUGCCGGCAACGCCGUCAACGAUAUCCGGUGGUAGCUCUCCAGGAGCUCGAACGGAACGCCUGCCCAGUCUCAGCGACCUAUUCCAUCGCGAUAUACUAUCUCCACCAAGCAGCAGCAUUCUUCCCUUGAGUUCCGUACGUUCUGAUCGUGAUGGGACCGGCAUGCAGCGUGCUGGAUCCACGUCGUCAACUUGCUCAACACUCAGUCGACUCUGGGUCCCUCCAUUUCAUCAGGAUAGCCGAGCAGGCUCCAUUGGUCCUCCCGCGACACCGCUUACACCGUUCUUCAACACAGCUACACCGCUUGUAUCGCCGACGACUGUGUCACCAGACCGUCAUUCCAUCACGGUACAUGGCUUCAGUGAAGGGGAGAGGACUCCAAAAGCCCUGCAAAGGCCAUCGUUCGACUUCACAGUGCCAUCAAGCGGCAGCGGAAGCUCUCCAGUAUGUCCGGGUGCACCACUUAUUGGAGCGCAAGGCCCAGGACAUUUCGAGAGUCAGGCGGCGCACCAGCAGCAGGGUACAAGCUCAUUGGGCUCCUUUGUGGGUAUCCGAGGUCGAAGCUCCUAUGAAGGAAGACGGGGGAUCCCACUCUCGAAGGAGGAUCUGGAGAGGGAAAGGGCUACAAUGUCUAGACUGGACGCCGAGAUGCCCAAGGCAGCCGGCAUGUGCGGCCUUGGCAUCUACAUGGACGAGAACAACGUUCAGUCACCCUUCCGGACAGGAGCAACGAGAGCAUCUGGGCUCAUUGAGUCGGAAACCACAUCGCCGUCAAGUCGCACUACAGUCGUCAACGAUCACACGGGCCUGACACCGAUGGUCAAAGCAUCGAAAGUGUCCGAUUCGUCGAGCACACCAACACGAUCAAAAGGCAAGAAGUCUCCGGGCACUUCGCAGGACAAGACUUCACCGUCCGCGACAGCUCCAAAGAAAAGGAUCGAAGCGGCAAAGACGCCGCUGAGCAAGUCGAGACCGAUGUUCCGCCUGGACAACGGAUCUAGCAAGAAGUCUUCCAAGCCGAAAGGACACAAGAUGAAUCCGGGCGCAUCUCCCUGGGGCGUGUUCGGGACGAAAGACGGGUGGAAGCCGCUUGCACAGCCGAACGUAUCUCGUGCCAUUGCGGAGGCCAGCAAGUUCGUGUCGGAGACCAGUGCUCUUGCGUCGUCGAGCAAGACGUCGCCGACGGGGAAACGGGAGGCUCUGAGCGCAGAGACUUCGAGCCCGUUGAAGCGCUCUCGAGUGAUUGAAUCUCAGGUGGCAUCUUCAUCUCCUUACAAAGAGAACGUUGCGCCGCCCGCUCGAGCCCUGUCACCGUCCAAGCGGGCACACAUGAUGACUGCUGCGCACCGAGACUCUCCCACAGCAUUGCCGCUUUCCACGAUUCGGUGA
Messenger RNA from Pseudozyma hubeiensis SY62, 1467 nucleotides. RefSeq lists its product as hypothetical. NCBI's taxonomy places the organism in Eukaryota, Fungi, Basidiomycota, Ustilaginomycetes, Ustilaginales, Ustilaginaceae. The record is from RefSeq and is a predicted model, not a curated record. The transcript has a single exon. Bases 1 to 1467 code for a protein of 488 amino acids.